AUGGCCUCUACUCGCCUAUGUAACCAGCUUCUUCAAGGUCCAAACUCACUCUGGUUCAACUCUGUUCAGACCCUCAAAAGGGUCUCUCAAACCCUAGCUUCAGAAUUGGGGAAUAAUUGUUCAAAGCCCCCUCGCAAUACUACUUCAGCUCUGCGUUUGGUAAGCAAAGCAGUGCGUUUUGGGCCUCUGCUGCACCUAAAGCUGUGUGUUUCACUUAGGGCAAAUCUCUCAAACAGCUUCAGUGCAUCUGGGAAGAAACAUCACCUUCCAAUGCUUAAGCUUUUUGAUUCUUCUCUGAGGCUCUGUGCAGUUCCUUUAUCAGUGGCAACCAUAUGGGUUACUGUCACUAACCAGCAGGACAACAGCAGCUAUGGAAUGUUGAAAUAUUACAAAUUAUCGGCUCUCAAGUAUAUGGUUUUAGUCAGUACCCUCUGUGCAUGUUAUGCUCUAGUUGCUGCUGCUUGCUCAUGGGUCAGAUACUAUGCAUCCAAAGCUUGGAUUUUCUUUGUCUCUGAUCAGAUUAUGGCAUAUUUAACGAUCACAUCAGUUGCUGCAGUAACUGAGAUAUAUUACCUGGCUUACAAUGGUGCAAGGGAAGAUUCUUGGAGCGAAGCCUGCAGUUCCUAUGGCAGGUUUUGCGGCAAAGUGAAGUUGGCUUUGAUUUUACAUGCUAUCACAUUUUGCUGCUUCUUUCUUUUAUCCGUUAUUUCAGCUUUCAGAGCGUUUAGUGUCUUUGAUCCUCCUUAUGUCAAUUCUCUAGAGGUGCAGGGAGAUUAGAUAAUUAAUUAGGAUAUAUGUGCACUUUAAAUUGACGGUAGCCCAAUAAUAUAUAUAUAUUAUUUAUAUUUAUAUUGUGGAGCUUAAAUUUAUGUUAA
Messenger RNA from Vigna umbellata (rice bean), 875 nucleotides. RefSeq names its product CASP-like protein 2D1. Lineage: Eukaryota; Viridiplantae; Streptophyta; Magnoliopsida; Fabales; Fabaceae. The record is from RefSeq and is a predicted model, not a curated record.